CAAGAAAUAGAGAGAGGAACCAGUGAUAAAAGGUAGGCGCGUUAAGAAUAGUCUGUAUUCUGCAAGACAGCUCCAACGAACCAUGGCUUACGUUGAGAGAGAAUUCCAAAAGAAAAAACAAGGGGGCAUGAAUGCUAUUGCUAGUUACAAUUUACACAUUGCCUAAAAAAUCAACCAGAAACGAAUUACUCUUGCCUGUGCCAUUCACAGCAAGCUUGAUUUCUCAUCAUACGCUGAAGCUUCAAUUUUUGGGCAGAUGACGGACAGAUGAUUCUAAAAUAAAAGAAGGGAAAACUUCAACCAUAAACCAAAAGAAAUAACUUGCCUUUGAAGUUUAAGGUUUUAUUAUCCAUAAUUCUAAGUUGAGAUGAUUAGAAGAGAGCUGGUUUGUGGGAUAUUAGCUAGAAUGAGUAUUUUGUUUUUGCCCCAGAUGGGAUGGAACUUUGCUUGAGAGAUGUGAAUGAAAAGAUAAUGUCAUGAGUUAUCUGUAGAGAAAUUUGUAAACAUUUGAGCUUUAAUGGGAAUUUUUAAUAUAGUUAUUUGAUUUCUUUGAAACUGUGUACACCAUGCUUAACAUGAUUCAUUUGAGCAACUUUUACAGUAAUGUUUAUCGUUUAUAUUUGCCUUCUUGAUGUAGGUAUACAUAUGUGACAUCCUGAUGUGUGGCAUGCUUUAAUUGCCAUAUUAGAUAAAGCAACGUAAUUCCCUAAAUGAGUAUUAAAAUUUGACCACCACUUGCAAUUCUAUAGGUGUCAAUAUUUUUGUGAAGACUACUAUCAACAUGGUGAAAGGCGUUAUCCAGUAUAAAUGAUAUUUUAUUGAUGUAAAGAAUGUAAUCAUUGGUUAACCACACAACAACAACAACAACAACAUACCCGGUGAAAUACCACAAGUGGGGUCUGGGGAGGGUAGGAUGUACGCAGACCUUACCACUACCUCAUGGAGAUAGAAAGGUUGUUUCCGAAAGAUCCUUGGCUCAAAAGUCACAGUCCCAAGUAAGAGAGAAAAACAAUAUAUAUAUAUAACAUAUUGGCAAAAAAAUGAAAAGCGAUGCAAAUUUUACAAAACAAGAACAAUAACGAUAGCAAAGUGAUGUGGUAAUCGAAGGCAAUAACAACACAACUAUAAAUGUACACCUAGACCUAUGACCACCCUAAACCAACACACGGCAAGAUACCAUUCUAUCCCUACUAGCCUUCUACCGUAAUCCGCAACCUCCACUCCUUUCUAUCUAAGGUCAUGUCCUCGGUGAUAUGGAGUAGCGUCAUAUCUUGUCUAAUCAUUUCUCUCCAAUACUUUUUCGGUCUACCCCUGCCCCUCCGCAUAACCCCCAAAUCCAACCGCUCACACCUCCUAACUGGGGCGUCGACACCCCUCCUCUGCACAUGUCCAAACCAUCUUAGUGUCGCUUCUUUCAUCUUAUCUGCCACAGAGGCCACUCCCAUCUUCUCUCCGAAUAAUCUCAUUCCUAAUCUUAUCACUCCUAGUGUGUCCACACAUCCAUCUCAGCAUUCUCAUCUCCGUAACAUGCAUCUUCUGAACAUGUAAAUACUAUAUGAAGUAGUUAGUAUGCAAAGUUCUCUACAUUUAGCUUAAUAUCACUUUAUUCUCUCUACAAUUUUAUAGCAACUCAAAGAUAAUCAUAAUUGAUUAAAUCACAUAGUCCAACAAUUAAAAUUUAUAUAGAAACAACAACUCUAACUUAGAAAAUUGGGCUGGCCCACAAAGCGGGCCAUCCCUCAUCUAGUUAAUUAAAUAAUUCUUACUAUUAUUAUAAUUUUCUUGAAGGUAAGCAAAAAGUUAAAAGUGGCAAGUGAAUGGUGGACUGGUCUUUCUUUUUCUCAAAUUAUACUAGUACUAGUUAGGAAACAGGUCAUUCACCUUCUUGUUUCGAGCGACGAUGAGGAGCAGCAACUGCAGAUUUCUCUUCAAAAAUGGCUUGAUUCCAAAUUUGGCAGAAAAACCAUCAGUAACAACCUUACUUGAAGCCCACCAAGGUGCAUAUACAACAACUAGGACUCACAAUGGUGGCUCACUGCUGUUGUUUUGGGAAAGGCAUAUGAGCAGACUCUCCAAUUCUCUAAGAAUUCUCUUGAACUCUAACCCAGAACUUUUAUUCAAUUCAGAAACAUAUAGAGUCCCUUUUUCCUUAGUAUCAACAAAACCAACCAUGUGGGAUUCAUUGGUUCAAUCUCUCGUGGAUGAUUCAAUGAGAAAAGCUCUGCCCUUUUUAUUGAAGAAAAGAAGAAGUGGAGAGGAAUUGGCUAUUACAUGUCUUGUCAGUGGAAAUGUUGAUAGUUUGAAGGAACUUGUAAGAGAUGAGGAAAUGUUUUCUACAGCUUUUGAUGUAUAUGUCCAUGUUGGUUCCUAUGUUCCUCCACUCUUUGGUAUCCAUGAAAAUGCAGCACAUUUGGCAGUUGUAGGUCGUGGUAGGCGCGUAGCAAAUGCCAAAUACUCAGACUGGGUUAGGCAAAGGAAACAAUUGGAGAAGCUGAGGCCACCUUCUGUCAAUGAGCUCCUGUUGUCAAACAAUGGCGAUCAGAUCUUAGAGGGUUGUUUGACAAAUCUUUUUGUUGUUUGCCACAAGGAUGUUAAUGGCGAUUAUCACAAAGCUAGCCAAAGAGACGAUGAAUCUACAGUUUCAAUUGAAUUGCAGACUGCCCCUAUAAGAGAUGGUGUCCUUCCAGGAGUUCUACGCCAAGUAAUUCUUGACAUAUGCUCAAGAAACAAAAUUCCAGUCAGAGAAAUUGCACCUUCAUGGUCAGAGCGUGAAAUGUGGUCAGAAGCAUUCAUUACAAGUAUGUGGCUCAGUUAUAGCUUGAGGCUAUUGCAGCAUGUGGAAGUUAUUCAAGCUCCUAGUUCAUGGGAAUCACUUGAAGCACAAACUUGGACGGACAUAUCUUGGGAGGAGAAGCUAUUUGAGCAUGCUCCUGGACGGAUCACUGCACUCAUCCAGAAGGAGGUCUUGGAAAUGGCAAGCAUAGAAGGGUAUUCAGUUUCUCUAUUUAAUGACCGGUAGACCUUUCCCUCGUAUCAUAUGUGCUAAUAUUGUAGUACGAUUGGAAAGGUCGCAUCAUGAAAACACAAUGUUUUAGCCAGCGAAUGUCUGCCCUUCACAUGCCCCUCUUACAUUUUUAUUCUGGUGUACAAUUAAGUGUUGAAUCAUUUGAUUAUAAGAACUAUAAUUAAUUAACUUAAAUAAAAGUGAUAGUUCUAUAACAGUUGUUUGCUUUAAUUGAACAACUCUUGAUUAGGCCUAUCAAGUCGAAUUAGUGCCCUGGAUUUCCUUUUUAAGCCCCUUUUCAUGUAGCAAAUCACUGAAACAAAUAGAACUAGUUAAUACUAGCAGUCUUGUUAUUCAUAUGUACAUUGCAGCUGCAGAAUAUUUCAUAGAUUACAUCAUAUUUCUGAUGAUAUCUAGUGACACUAUGAAUCCAACAUAUUCCGAAA
Solanum dulcamara is the source of this 3450-nucleotide messenger RNA. RefSeq lists its product as uncharacterized. The transcript is spliced from 11 exons. The record is from RefSeq and is a predicted model, not a curated record. The coding region runs from base 1901 to 3019 and encodes 372 amino acids. Lineage: Eukaryota; Viridiplantae; Streptophyta; Magnoliopsida; Solanales; Solanaceae. Gene Ontology annotation, molecular function: catalytic activity.